Messenger RNA from Dreissena polymorpha, 1890 nucleotides. RefSeq names its product lipase member M-like. Bases 415 to 1659 code for a protein of 414 amino acids. Lineage: Eukaryota; Metazoa; Mollusca; Bivalvia; Myida; Dreissenidae. Gene Ontology annotation, molecular function: hydrolase activity, acting on ester bonds. Gene Ontology annotation, biological process: lipid metabolic process. The record is from RefSeq and is a predicted model, not a curated record. The transcript has 8 exons.
AAAGUGCUGCACAUAGUUGUGUUAUAUUUGCUAAGUGCAAAAAAGCCAGCACAUGUUGGCUUAUCAGUACUCAUGAUGGAUGGAAUUGUGUAAAAAACACGAUAGUGGGGCGCCUCAGAUCGCAGUGAGCUUUGAGUCAGUGAUUGUUAUUUAAUCGGCUGAACCAAAAUUAGUUCUGACAUUUCCGAGAAAAGCUGAUAAAAAUAUGUGCAAACUCUUGCUGCAUAAUAGUUUGCGAAUUAAACGCCGGCGUGAGACGCUAUUAUUCCAUCUUUAUUUUUUUGUAAAUUGACUAAGAUUAUUUUGCAAAAAAGAUUUAGCUACUAAGGCAUCUUCAAAAUACAAGUACUAACCGCCGUAUAUUUUAUUUAAUAUACAAGGGACAUUAUAUCUCAAGGAAUCGUUACUUUUAAGAUGUCGAUGUUGUUACUGCUAGUUGCUACCGUGUUGAUUGACUGCCGGGCAGAAGGACGCGGAUUUCGAACGCAGACGACUGCAGGUGGAAGUAUUCUCUUUAAGUCACGUGAUUAUCCGGAAAUCAACAUGAACGUGAGUCAGCUUAUCACGAGCAACGGUUAUCCGUGCGAGGAGCACCAUGUGACAACGCGGGACGGCUACAUCCUGGGCGUCCAGAGGAUACCGCACGGAAAACAGGGACGAACGGGUACUCAAACUGCUGGUACCAGGCCGGUGGUGUUACUCCAGCACGGUCUGUUGGGCAGCGCGGCAGACUGGGUAGUCAAUCUGGCUAAUCAAAGCCUCGCUUUCAUUCUCUCCGACACCGGAUGUGACGUUUGGCUGGCCAACAGUCGCGGAAACACGUAUUCUCUGCGACACAAGCGUCUGACACCAGACGACGACAAGUUUUGGGAUUUCAGCUGGGACGAGAUGGCCUCACAAGACCUGCCGGCCACGGUCGACUACGUCCUUUCGGCCAGCGGCGCCAACAGUCUUGUGUACGUGGGGUUCUCACAGGGAACGCAGAUAGCGUUCGCCCAACUCUCGCAAGACCGCGACCUUGCAGCGAAGGUCAAGCUGUUCGUCGCCUUGGCACCGAUUGCGUACCUCCGCCACAUGAUCAGUCCGCUAAGAUUGCUGUCCCCAUUUGCGGCGGAUAUUGCGUUCAUGCUGAAAGUUAUCGGAUACAAGGACUUCUUCCCAAGUGACGGCAUAAUGAAACAGUUCGCCGCUUACUUGGCCAAGAAUGAGGCCGCUGCCUUCGCGAUGCAGAACAUAAUGUUCUUAAUGGGAGGCGUCGAUUAUGAAAACAUGAACACGAGCCGGAUUCCUGUCUACAUUGCACAUACGCCCGCCGGCACCUCUGUGAAGAAUGUGAUGCACUAUGCACAGUCUGUGAUGUCGGGAAAAUUUACGAUGUUUGACUAUGGAAAAAGCAAAAACAAAAGAAAAUACAAUCAGACAACACCUCCAGAGUAUUUUCCCGCCAACAUCGAUGUUCCGGUUGCGCUGUACACGGGGACUAAUGAUUGGCUGUCUGUACCACGUGACGUGAAAAGACUAAAAAAUAAACUGAAGCACGUGAUCAAACACACAGUGGUUCCGGACUGGGAACACCUAGAUUUCACGUGGGCAAUGAACACACCUAAAGGCUGUUAUAACGACGUCGUGAAAUUAAUAAGAAAGUACAAUUUCCCUUGAAUGUUGACAUCAAACAAACCAGCUCUUUUUUGUGUAUAUAUUUCUUUAAGGUACACACUGGUAUAGUUUGCCUUAGGUGUGUCAAUUUAUGUUUCUCUUGAUAUUUAUGCUAAUUGUAUGUUAGCGGCAUUAAUAAAAGCACUUUCUUUAAUUGAAUGCGUAAUAAUAACCUGUAAAUAAUUUACGUCUUUUUACCAUGUACCGGAACAUUAUUAAAACUCUUACGAGUGA